GUUAUUCUCUGAGCGAUGUCCAGAAAUGUGCACAGCAUGGCUUUAACAUUGGUGCAAGUAUUGCUGGUGUCUAUCUGAAGCUUGGAAUAACUGAAGCCGGCUGUAAAUCCCUUUUAAAAGAGAUUGGAGACAGCACCUCCAAAAAACAGUAUGUGGAAGAUUUCAUCGUCCUUGUUCGUGGUGGAGCAAGCGAACACAUUACCACAUUGGCUUACAAAGACCUGCCGACGGCUGCACUCAUGCAGGAGUGGGGAGAUGCUGUACAGUACAACCCUGAAAUCAUAAAGCUAAAGGCAGAGCCGCUGUAUCAGCUGGUGACUCCAACAGAUUUUGCUAAUGCAAUGGCAAUAAAAGAAAAUCUGCGACGGGCUCUUGAUGAGUUUCAGCUGGAGACCAGUUCUUGUCGCUGUGCUCCGUGCCACGGCAAUGGGAUCCCCUUUCUGCAAGGAACCGUGUGUGAAUGCUUAUGUCCCCUCGGCUACAGCGGCACUGCCUGUGAGAUCAGCGAGAGGAAAGAUGCUGUCAUUAAUGGAAACUGGGGUUGCUGGGCCAGCUGGUCUCCAUGUUCAGGAGGUCAACGAACAAGGAGACGACAGUGCAACAACCCUGCGCCGCAAAAUGGUGGUUCAUCAUGCUCAGGGCCAGAUGCUGAGACAGUUACUUGUUAG
This is a messenger RNA of Fulmarus glacialis (Northern fulmar), 668 nucleotides long. Its product is annotated as complement component C8 beta chain-like. The annotation marks the transcript as partial. Gene Ontology annotation, cellular component: membrane attack complex. Lineage: Eukaryota; Metazoa; Chordata; Aves; Procellariiformes; Procellariidae. The record is from RefSeq and is a predicted model, not a curated record. Gene Ontology annotation, biological process: immune response. The transcript is spliced from 5 exons.